This is a messenger RNA of Brassica rapa (field mustard), 981 nucleotides long. RefSeq names its product nucleolar protein 58. The record is from RefSeq and is a predicted model, not a curated record. NCBI's taxonomy places the organism in Eukaryota, Viridiplantae, Streptophyta, Magnoliopsida, Brassicales, Brassicaceae.
UUUUGAGGUUUUUAUUUCACCUUUUAUAUUAUUUUAUUUUUAAGAAGGUUUAAAUUUCGACAAUUGUGUAAAGUCGGGUUAGAGAGAGAGAUUGCCCUAAUUUUGUGUGGAGAGCAGGCGGCGAUGAAGACGGUGACGGGAAGAGUAACGAGUGAGAAACCGAUCUCUCUCUCAAAGGCGGCUACGCUUCUCUCAAGCUUCGUUUCCUCUGAGACAGAGGCCUCUCAAGACGUUGCCGCGUACCUCCGACGCGCCUCAGCUGCCUUCACUGAGCUGAAGAGCUUCCAUAGAGAGAUUAGAUCCACCAAGGCAAAGGACGAGCAUAAUAAUCCGAGUGUCGAACUCGAGGAUAAGAAGAAGAAGAGCAGAGAAGAAGAAGAUGUUGUUGAGGAGAAGGUGAUGGUGAAGGUGGAAGAGGAGCAAGGGAAGAAAGAGAGGAAGAAGAAGAAGAAGAAAGGUGAUGAAGAUGUUGUUGAGGAGAAGGUGAUUGUGAAGUUGGAAGAAGAGAGGAAGGAGAAGAAGAAGAGAAAGAAGAACAGAGGUGAAGAUGUUGUUGAGGAGAAUGUGAAUGAAGAGAGAAAGGAGAAGAAGAAGAAACGGAAGAGCGAUGAUGGAGAGAUUGGUUCUGAGGAGAGAAAGAGCAAGAAGAAGAAGAGGAAAUCAAAGGAGAUUGAUGCUUGAACUUGCCUCUACUUUUGGUGAUCUUGGAGACAAUUUUGUAGUCUAAUGAUGUCCCUAAGAUUGAGAAAGAUUUGAUUUUGGUGACUCUUUGUUAUAGUCUUUAGUUAUCUUCAAUGGAGUUAUUGCCCUCUGUACCGUUACUAUAUCUGGAAGAUCCUUGAUUGCAAAGUUGCAAGCUUUUUAGAUUUUGGAUCUUGAAGUCGCAUGUUUUUUUUAUGUAAGGACUCAGUUCUGUUUAGGCUCUUGAAAGUCUGAUGCUUGAAACGCAUAGAACCGCAUAAUUGCUAUGGAGUUAAAGUU